This is a messenger RNA of Lates calcarifer (barramundi perch), 2217 nucleotides long. It is a transcript of the gene nsfl1c, whose product is annotated as NSFL1 (p97) cofactor (p47). Gene Ontology annotation, cellular component: cytosol; nucleus. The transcript is spliced from 9 exons. Gene Ontology annotation, biological process: nuclear membrane reassembly; Golgi organization; proteasome-mediated ubiquitin-dependent protein catabolic process. Lineage: Eukaryota; Metazoa; Chordata; Actinopteri; Centropomidae. The record is from RefSeq and is a predicted model, not a curated record. Bases 66 to 1190 code for a protein of 374 amino acids. Gene Ontology annotation, molecular function: ubiquitin binding.
GAACCAUCAUCUGUUGCUUGUUUCCUCAGGUGGAGGCGGACGAGUCGUUGAAGGAGCAAAUCAAAAUGGCGAGCCAAGAGGAGUCUGUGAGGGAGUUCGUCGCUGUUACUGAUGUGGAUGAGGAGAGGGCCCGUUUUUUCCUGGAGUCCGCCGGCUGGAAUUUGCAGCUCGCACUCGCCAGUUUCUUUGAGGAUGGAGCGGAUGACGACAUAGUGACGCUUCCUCAACCUGAGGGGGGCUCCUCGGUGUCCCGGUCUGCAGGGUCAAGCACUCAGCCCAGGGUGACCUCCUUCAGAGAUCUGAUGCAUGAGGCAGAGGAGGAGAGUGAUGAGGAGGAAGGCCAAAGGUUCUUUGCAGGGGGAUCGGAGCGCAGUGGGCAGCAGAUCGUGGGGCCUCCCAAGAAGAAGAGCUCCAAUGAAGUGGUGGAGGAUCUGUUCAAGGGAGCCAGAGAACAUGGAGCUGUGCCUCUGGACCGGAGUGGGAGAGGCCCAGGAGAACCCAGUAAGGCCAAGCCCUUUGUAGGUGGGGGUUACAGGCUAGGAGCAGCCCCUGAGGAGGAGUCAACUUAUGUGGCUGGAGAGAGACAAGCUUCCAACAGCCAGCAGGAUGUACAUGUAGUGCUCAAACUAUGGAAGACAGGCUUCAGUUUGGAUAAUGGUGAACUCAGAAACUACAACGAUCCUGGGAAUGCCAACUUCCUCGAGGCAAUCAGAAGGGGGGAGAUCCCCCUGGAAUUGAGGCAGCGGUCUCGAGGGGGCCAGGUCAACCUGGACAUGGAGGACCACAGGGACGAGGACUUCACCAAACCUAAAGUAGCCUUCAAGGCCUUUGAAGGUGAAGGACAGAAGCUGGGAAGUGCCACCCCAGAGUUGGUUUCAGCUCCGGCCACCUCCCAGCAGGACCAGGCUGCCAACGAGGCCCAAGCCAGCGCUUCUGUGGCCCUCGACCCCUCCCAGCCCGUCACUAACAUUCAGAUCCGACUGGCAGACGGUGGCAGGCUAGUCCAAAAGUUCAACCAUACCCACAGGGUGUCUGACCUGCGCCAGUUUGUGGUGGCAGCUCGGCCCGCCAUGGCUGCCAGAGAGUUUGUUCUCAUGACCACCUUCCCCAACAAGGAGCUGUCAGAUGAGAGCCAGACGCUGCAGCAGGCCAAUCUCCUCAACGCUGUCAUCGUCCAGCGGCUAAAGUGAGGGAGAAGACUGAGGUCAAUCCCUGGUGGUGUGGCUGAGUACUGCAGCCAUGUGAAACCUGCUGCCCCUUCUGAGGGAGGAGAAAACAUGGACUUAUGUAUGGACUUCUAAUUUCUGAUUUUUGUUUUUCUAAAGUGAAAUGUAACAUUCUGCUCCCCAGACCCCACCCCUACUCUCACCCUCCACCCCUGUAUGGUCUGUGAUGGGCGGUAAUGAGGGGUGGGGGGGCUAAAAAUCUUCCAAAAUUGAGCUCUCAGUUCUCUCAGAGUUCUGGAAAACUGCAGAUGCUGUUGGAUUGUGGUUGUGAUGGGGGCGUGUUUACCUUACAGCAGUUGAUGGUUUAACCCAAAAACACAGCAGCAGUCCAGCUUUCUGACGAGCAGUUUGGUUGCAGUAGGUUGAGAUGUUCAGUAAACCUGGCUCUAUUCUCCAUUAACUUGCUCCCCACUUUUCCUUUUCUAUUAACCUUAAUUUGGUUCUGUUUACUGUCAGAUGCUGAAGCCUCACCAGAUCAGUGACAGAUAUCCAAUGUGUUUCUGUCUCAACAGCACAAACCACCACACAAGGAAAACUAGUGUCAUGUUAGUGGUUUUGCAGAAGUUUCCUUUUCUCUCCACAUACUCUUCCUGGAGAGAGAAGUGUAACAAUGUCAAACACCAAGGUUUUCUUCCCUCCAAACCAACCUAUACCAGUAGCCUUACUCUCCUUUACCCACUUCCACAAACACAUCUGUCCCUUUGUUCAAAUCAAGAUGGUUUAUUUUUUUAAGCUGCCUUUUUUCCCUCCUUUUUUCCUUUACAGAUUGCAAGAUUGUCCCAGUUACACAUUUUGAUAUUGUGUAACAUUACAGCUACACAUGGCUUUAUUGUCAACGGUCAAACUCAAGAACAUAUAGAUUGUAAACUCUGGUUUGUAGUAGUGGAAGUUGAACUCCUAUGACACACAUCUUCUAUGCAUCCUGGGGUAACACAGAAAUAUGUUUGGACCUCUGGUAAAAUAAAUCCAUUUUAUGGUUGAUGUAUAAAGA